Molecule: messenger RNA, 5296 nt
Organism: Drosophila busckii
Lineage: Eukaryota; Metazoa; Arthropoda; Insecta; Diptera; Drosophilidae
Gene: tutl
Product: protein turtle
Biological process (GO): dendrite self-avoidance; homophilic cell-cell adhesion; axon guidance
Cellular component (GO): axon; plasma membrane
Molecular function (GO): cell-cell adhesion mediator activity
Source: RefSeq, a predicted model, not a curated record
CGCCACUGCAUGUGAGAAACGACACGUUGGGGCGGCACUGACUAUGGGACCAGAGGCAUGGGCGUGUGUGCGGACCCUAGGUCAGAUCGAUGGUGUCGGGCAUUGAGCCGGUCGCGUUCGUCGUGCGACAGCAAAACAACAAAAACAAAAACGAAAACGCAAACGCAAACUUCAAAUCAAGCAAUCAACAAAAGUGUUACAACAACAGCAACAGCAACAGCAACAACAACAGCUACAACAAGAGCUGUUUACGCCUUCAAUAUUUCAGCACAAGCAGCUACAACGUUUCCAGCCACAACCAAGUUGCAGGCAAAAACGGCUGCCAACAACAAACUGCAUACAACGUUAAGCAGAAGACACCACGACGCGUUCAGCAACGUCGACGCCGCGGACGUCGACGUCAGCAGCAGCAGCAGUAGCAGUAAAAGUUCAAUACCAAUAGCAACUUUGAAAAUUAUACUAACCUGGCUAAUUGCCUGCUUGCUGCUGGCCAACAAUGCGCAAGCCCACAAUAUACCAGAGGAUGCCGUUCACAUCACUGCCAUCUUGGGCGAGGGCGUCGUGUUCAACUGCCAUGUGGAGUUCCCCAACGAUCAUCCGGUGCCAUAUGUCCUGCAGUGGGACAAGAAGGUGAGCGAAACGGGCUCCGAUCUGCCCAUAUAUAUCUGGUAUGAAAGCUAUCCGGAGCACAUCGAGGAGGGCUACAAGGGACGCGUGUCGCGCGUCUCGCAGGACUCGCCAUUCGGCUCGGCAUCGCUCAAUCUGACCAACAUUAGGGAGUCGGAUCAGGGCUGGUAUGAGUGCAAGGUCGUGUUCCUGAACCGCGAUCCCAAGCAGCAUAAGAACGGUACAUGGUUCCACUUAGAUGUACAUGCACCGCCGCGUUUUAGCGUCACACCCGAGGAUAUAAUAUAUGUUAAUUUAGGUGAUUCAAUUAUACUCAAUUGCCAGGCCGAUGGCACACCGACACCAGAAAUUUUAUGGUACAAGGAUGCGAACCCAGUCGAUCCAUCGCCCACAGUGGGCAUAUUCAAUGACGGCACCGAGCUACGGAUCUCAACCAUACGGCACGAGGACAUCGGAGAAUACACUUGCAUUGCACGCAAUGGUGAGGGACAAGUCUCCCAUACGGCCCGUGUUAUAAUUGCGGGCGGCGCUGUAAUCAUGGUGCCGCCCACCAAUCAAACGAAACUCGAGGGCGAAAAGGUGAUAUUCUCCUGCGAGGCUAAGGCCAUGCCUGGCAAUGUGACCGUGCGCUGGUUUCGCGAGGGUUCACCAGUGCGCGAGGUGGCAUCGCUGGAGACACGUGUCACCAUACGGAAGGACGGCUCACUCAUCAUCAAUCCCAUCAGCGCCGACGACUCGGGGCAAUAUCUGUGCGAGGUGACCAACGGCAUAGGCGACCCACAAAGUGCUUCGGCCUAUCUAAGCGUGGAGUAUCCCGCCAAGGUCACAUUCACACCCACUGUGCAGUAUCUGCCGUUUCGACUGGCUGGCGUCGUACAGUGCUACAUCAAGUCCAGUCCACAGCUGCAGUAUGUCACCUGGACGAAGGACAAGCGACUGCUGGAGCCCUAUCAAAUGAAGGAUAUUGUGGUAAUGGCCAAUGGCUCGCUGCUCUUUACGCGCGUCAACGAGGACCACCAGGGACGCUACACCUGCACGCCAUACAACGCGCAGGGCACACAGGGCUCCUCGGGCUCGAUGGAGGUGCUCGUACGCAAGCCACCCGCAUUUACGGUGGAGCCGGAGACGCUUUAUCAGCGCAAGGUGGGCGACAGCGUCGAAAUGCACUGCGAUGCGGUGGAGGCGGAGGGCACCGAACGUCCGAGCAUCAAGUGGCAGCGUCAGGAGGGCGAGCAGUUGGCCGACUCGCAGCGCAAUCGAGUUAAAAUCAGCGGUGGCAACAUAACCAUUGAGAAUCUGCGGCGCGAGGACUUUGGCUACUAUCAGUGUGUGGUCUCCAACGAGGUGGCCACCCUCAUGGCCGUUACGCAGCUGGUCAUCGAGGGCACACAGCCCCACGCGCCCUACAACAUCACGGGCCAGGCCACGGAGUCGUCCAUCACGCUGCAGUGGCUGCCCGGCUAUAGCGGCGGCUCCGAGUACAAGCAGGACUAUACGAUUUGGUAUCGGGAGGCGGGCGUCAAUGACUGGCAGACGAUAUCUGUGACACCCUCGGGCAGCACGCAGGUGACCAUCAAUGGCCUCAACUCGGGCACCAGCUACGAGUUUCAGGUGGUGGGUCGCAACGUGCUCGGCGACGGCAUGAUGAGCAAGGUGAUGACUGUGCGGACACUGGAAGACGCUCCGGCAGCGCCACGUAAUGUCAAGGCUGCAACACAACCGCCCGAUCACUUCUUUCAGCUAAUGCCAGAUGAAGCUGGUCCCAAGCCUGGUCCGCCCAGGAACGUGUCGGUGACUGAGAUCUCGAAUGGUUUUCUCAUCACCUGGCAAUCGCCGCUGGAGCGUGCGCACAUUGUCAAAUUCUAUACGAUCAAGUAUCGCACGGAUGCGGAAUGGAAGACGCUGAAUCGCGGCCAGAUACGGCCGGAGGAGACACAGUAUUUGGUCAAGAAUUUGGUGGGUGGACGCACCUACUAUUUUCGCGUGCUGGCCAAUUCGGAAAAGUCGUACGAGUCCAGCGAUGAGGUGAAGUUCCCGGUGCCUGCGCGGGUCAAGCAUAAAGCUAUAACGGCCGGCGUCGUUGGGGGCAUCCUGUUUUUUAUUGUUGCGAUCAUUUUAUCGGUUUGUGCCGUAAAAAUUUGCAAUAAACGUAAACGACGAAAACAGGAAAAAGAGUUCAACAUGGUAGCUUGCAGGAUAACGGAUGCUCGUCAUAUUGCUGCCAAUAAUCAUCAUAAUAUGCACCAACGCAGUACGGGCUCAAUUUCCUCUGGUCAAGUGCCUUUAAAAAACAAUACUGAACAUUAUCGUGAUUAUGAAAGCGUUUUUAUAGUUCCAGGUCAUCCUGUCAUAAUCAAAAUCGUACAAACAAACCCGAAUAUCAAGUCUAACCGCCAUACUCAUCGCAAUUUGCACUGGAUUUGGCCACCUGACCGCUGCACCAACUGUCACUCCAUCUACAGCUCACCCAAUCUACACGACAACCAAAACCAAAACCACAACAACAACAACCACGACGAGGGCGACCCAAGAAGACGCGGCGAAAAGCUGAGCUACGACCACAGCCAAGCGGCGGCGUUGGAGAACAGCAUUGACCUGGUGGAUGGCGCGUUGUUCGAGCGACGCAACAGCAACGUCUCGCAGAAAUCCUCGAGCGACGAUGGCGGAUUUCUAUCUCGCCGCAAUUUCAUUACAGCGCGUGCCUCCUGGCGACGCCCACUCGUUGCCUCCUCCAGUCAGCUGAGUCUGCAAUCCGCUGCGGACUCGGCGCGCGGCCUGCUGCAAGGCCUGGGCGGACUGCUCAAAAUCGGCGCCACCAAUAAGAACUACUUCGAUGACAAUGCUGUGAGUGGAGCGCGCUAUCAGAACGUGUUGCACCAAAGCAACUACAAGCAGCAGCAGCAGCAACACUUGCAGCACUUGCAACAUCGCGCGCCGCUGCAUAUCAACACCAUAAGCGGCAGUCUGUACACGCCCAGCCGCGUCUCGCGCAUCUUCUCCAGCUCGCCAGCCAGCAGCCAGCUGCAGCAGCAACAGCAGCAGCACCAGCAACAGUUGCUGACCAGCCAGCAUACGCACUUUAGCGAUCUCAGCAGCGUCUAUCCGCACUCGGCGGAGCGCUCGCUGCCCACUUCACAGCUCAAUGCCGCCGGCAAUCUCAGUCGCUAUCGCUACCACUCGCAGGAGCUGCCCUCGCUGCGCACCAUUCAGGAGGAGACGCGCCGCCUGCAGCAGCACAGCAGCGGGCUGGAGCAACACUUUGUGCCGCUGCAGCUGCCCUCGCCGCCCUCGUGGCGCAACUACUACCAGGCGCAGGCGCAGCUGCCCUACCACAGCUACCGCCCACGCACGCGCUGGUAUCCGCGCCACUAUGCGCGUCUCUUCAAUCGCCAGCAGCAGCACGAGCUAAUGUCGCCGCUGCCGGACUUGAAUCUGUCGCUGCGUGGCGCCAGCAGCGGCGCUGUGGGCGCUCUAGAAGCGUCGCCCGAGUCGCGCAGCAGCAGCAGCGGCUUUGGCUCCAAGAACACCUCCAAUCAUCCGGGCAGCACCAGCGAGUGGCGACUGCUGCCGCCGUAUCGCGCGCCGCCCUCGCCGCCCAAGCACAGCGCCUACUUUGGCAGUGGGCAGCAGGCGCAGGCGCAAACCCUCGUGCCUGGACAACUGCAGCAGGCGCACUAUGCGCCGCACUAUCUGCAGCAUAGUCCGGCAGCGGCUGCAGCUGCGGCGGCGGGUCUUACUCCGCCGUAUAGCAUGGCGCAUUGGCUGCAAAUGAUCUCAAGACUGAAUGCGGCAACCGACAGCAAUUUGCCCAAGUCGUGUCAGGUGGAUGUGGGCAGCGUGGAUGGGCACUACGAGUUCGAUCCAGCCACGCCCACGCCAAGCGCUUCAACGCCCACGGGCAUGGGCCUGGGCAUGGGCAUGGGCAUGAGCAUGGGCUUGGGUCUGCUGCGCGAUGAUCUCAAUCUGCACAUAGACACGCAACACUAUCCCCCCUCCCACUUGCAUCCCCAUCAUCAGCAUCAGCAUCAGCAUCAUUCGCAUCAUACACUGGGACCGCUCAGCGGCAGCUUGUUGCAUGCCACAGCUGCACGCAAGCUGCGCAAUCUGCCGCCGCGCUACGACAACGUCGAGGUGCGACUCCAAGCGAUGCGCGAGGAGUUCUAUGCGCAUCGCAAGCGCGUCGCACUGCAGCGAGCCGGCGGUCCGGAGAUGGAGAGCGUUUGUUAAUAAACGCCCCCCACCCAGUCACCACCCCCCCUCUCAGCAUCAGUUAGUAGACGCGUCAGCAGUUACAGUAAAUGCAAUCAAAAGAAACAAAACACGUAAAUUUAAAUUAAACACUUAAAACUUAUGAUUAGCUGUUAUCACAAACAAAAAAUGAAAUGAAAAGCAUAAGCAAAUACUUACAAUGGGCACUGUCUGUCUGUCUGUCUGUUAGCAGUUAGUGACUACCAGUGAUUACGAACUAACUUAAACUAACUAACUAACUACUAGUAUUUGAAGUCAUUUAGGCAAGCGCAACAACAAUUAGUAGAUUUUAUGCUGGCAAACGAAUAACAAAACAAAAAAAAAAACAUAAAACAAUUGCAAGGACACCAAUCAACCACGUUUAUAUAACUGUAAAUAAUAUUAAAGAAUUAAAACGACGUGCAAAACGUUUAAAUCAUUU